This is a messenger RNA of Pimephales promelas (fathead minnow), 4846 nucleotides long. RefSeq names its product synapse differentiation inducing 1 (gene syndig1). Gene Ontology annotation, biological process: synaptic vesicle clustering; positive regulation of synapse assembly. NCBI's taxonomy places the organism in Eukaryota, Metazoa, Chordata, Actinopteri, Cypriniformes, Leuciscidae. Gene Ontology annotation, cellular component: intracellular membrane-bounded organelle; excitatory synapse; synaptic vesicle membrane. The record is from RefSeq and is a predicted model, not a curated record.
AGCAAGUGCACAGAGUGUAGGAAAAUCAACAGUCUCAACGUGUCGUUUCUCCUUUUUACUAGUCUUACCGCAGUCGUAUUAAAACGGCUGGCAAGAUGCAGUAUAAUCGACAUCGAGUCCGCAUGAAAGGUUUUUACUGGUGAUUUCUCCAUCCUCCUCACAGUCUUGAUAGAUGACUUCUCGAAGCGGGGACAAAACUGGACACGUUGGACUUUUAUUUAUCACUCUGCUCCAAAAAAAUUACAUUGUGAAAGGAUAUAUGACACGAGCAUUUCACCAGAGAUUAUUCGUCGUUCAGAUGAACAUUUACUGACUGCUACACCAGCUCACCUUGGAAGGAAGAAGGGGAGUGACUCUUGAACCUCAUGCCUCCACAAAGCCAUUUAUGAGGCAAGCCUUCCUCCACACCAACAGACCAGCAUGGACAAAGGGCUCCGAACACGACUAGAAGCAGGAGUGGCAGAUGAGAAAGACCAUCUUAAUCAAGGGAAGAACCCAUUAGCAGGGAGCGCUGACUUGGGACAUGAAUGCUGCAAACGUAAUGGUUUGAUCAAUACCCACAACCUAAUGGUUGAGACUAAGGAAGGACUGGUGUCGGUCUAUUCUGCUCCACAGUAUCAGGGCCAUGUGGUGUCCAAGGACAAAAAUGGGACACCGGAUGGUAGAGGACCCCCACAGUUGCUCAACCCCAGCACCCUUCCCCAGGCUAUAGACCCUUACUACAGGCCCAACCUCAUUCUCUACCCCGAGAGCGUGUUGAGAGCAUGGGGAGAGGGAGGGGACUGCUGUGAAACCACCUUCAUUGAGGACAUGACCCCUGCCUCGUCUGCCACAGCCGUCACUAAAGACGGGAUUCUGUUCUCUGAAAGCAGGCUUCUGGAUCUCUCUAUGGAAGACGCCAAGAUUCAGACACUGUCCUAUGAUGUAGACGAUGACGAUGAUGAGUUUCAAGAACUCGAGAGUGAGUACUCAAGUGACUCAGAGAGUGAAGACAAUUUCCUCCUGAUGCCUCCGAGGGACCACCUGGGCCUCAGUGUUUUCUCCAUGCUCUGCUGUUUCUGGCCCCUGGGAAUUGCAGCUUUCUACCUGUCUCAUGAGACUAACAAAGCGGUGACUAAAGGGGACUUUCACCAUGCCAGCUCCAGCUCCAGACGUGCGCUCUUCCUCGCCGUACUGUCCAUCACCAUCGGGACAGGCAUCUACGUGGGUGUGGCCGUGGCCCUUAUCGCAUACCUCUCCAAAAACAAUCACUUGUAGCCUUUUCAUGCCCAAACCACUCGUUCUUUUCAGCUUUCAGAUAAAGACUGGUUUACUUUGGGAUCAGCUUUUUGAGAAAAUGCCCAAAGGUCACAAUAUGGGACUCACCAGCAAUGUGUUCCACUCCUGCACUUUUAAGUGUCGCGUUCCCAUUUCAUUGGGAACAUAAUUGUUUGUGCAAAUGUCCUGAUCACCUCUCUGCAUUUUUUUUGUGUGAAUAUGCCACCACCACAAAAUUAUUAGUAUUAUUGUUUUUUUGUGCUCAACAUUUGUGCAAGUGCAAAUCUAAUGCUACACACAUGAGAUUUUGACCAAUUUAAAGUCAAUUUGAAAUUCAUUUACUUAAGUAAAGAACUGAUUUACUUAAUGCAUGUUCCCGCUCAUAUUGUGCACAUUGGUCCAAAGAAAUCAUUCAUCAAAAUUGAAACUUUUACUCUGCAACUGAAACAACUUUCCUAUUUGUCAUCAGAUAGCACUGAAUAAUGGAUGGCCUAUCCAAAAAAUUCCCACUAGAUGAAAUCAAACCGGUUGCACCAGCUGUGCCCAAGUUACAACUUAGCCUAAUUGCAAAAGAAUUUUAGAAAGUAAAAGAAAGUACAACUUACACACUACUAAAUAUAAUUUGUUGCACCAUUAAAAUGUGUUGAAACUCUACGUAUAAACUAAAUAUUUAUGGAAGCCUUCAACCAGGAGUAACAGUCAGAAUAAAACAGCAGAUUGAUUGAAUUGCAGCGGAUGCACACAAGACUGAGUCGCCAAGCACCAAGGGCAAUCUGAGCACUUCAAAUGGAAGUGUCUCCGCUGGGUGAAUCCCCAUAGGCCUCCCAUUCCUCUGCGCGCUCUUUCAGGGGAGUUCACGGAUGAGUUAGGCGGUUCACCUUUGGGUGAAUUUAAUUUCUCAUUCGGGGCUCUCGAAAAUGAUAAACUAUUGAUUGCAGCAUUGAAGGGUAGCGGAUGACUCACCUAGGCCCCCACUAUCUCGUGUGAUAGCGCAGGGUGAGCCUGAGUGCUAUGCUUGGCCAGGCCACCCUGUCUGGUGCUUUCGUGGUUGGAUGAUUGGUUUCUGAGCUCGAAGACUGAUGCACAGUUGCACUCUGUCCCAGUGCCUUUCUUCUGGAAAGUGCACCAGGAGAUCCCUGCAUGCCAUAGCCAUCCUGCAGGUCUAUCAGGUUAAGGCAUUUGAAAGAACUGCACUAGGGCAGGUCCGACCCAAGGCUAAUGAAGGAGCUGUGCUCAGCGACAGAAGUCAUGACACAGGCUUCUGACCCAGAUGUCUACCUUGGAGCACCACGUAUGGCUUAACCUUACCGAGAUGCAAGAUGCAGGGAAAGUGUGCUUUCUCGACGCUCCCAUCUCCCAAGGUGGCCUCUUUGGCAACACUAUUGAGGUCUUCUUACAACAGUUAACAGCAGUGAAGAAGCAGAUGGAGGCAAUCAGACACACCCUGCCUCAGCAACCUACAGGCCUCCGAGGUCCCGCGCACUUUCGCUGAGGCCAUACCCCUCAAUGGAGGUCCUCCUUCAGGAAGGUGAGAUCCUUCAUUCUAUCAGGUAGUGAAAUUGCAAGCCUUUCCUCAGGUUUGAGAUAGACACAGUCUUAUCUCUGCAGUGUCCAGUUCAUAACCUGUGCAUUUAUUUGGAGCGCACUGAGACCUUUAGACGAUCUGAACAGCUCUUUGUCUGUUUCGGGGGACAGCAGAAGGGGAAGGCUGUCUCCAAGUAGAGGAUCGUCCACUGGAUUGGGGAUGCCAUUUCUCUUAGGGCGUGCUGUGCCCCUGGGAAUACGGGCACACUCCACCAGUGGAGUUGCUCCCUCCUGGGCACUAGUGAAUGGCACCUCCCUGUGACAGGCAUCUCUAGAGCGGUGGGGUGAGUUACACCCAAUACUUUUGCAAGAUUUUAUAAUCUCAGAGUGGAUCCGGUUUUAACUUCAAGGGUUACUGGGUUCGAACGGGUAAAUGGUUGGGUAUAUCACUUGCACUCAGUGCCUUUCCCCUAGGAGUGUUGAAAUAAAUCGAUGCAGUAAUAGACCAUAAUAGAUUAAAGCCAGCUGACUUUUUUCGGACUUCUUGCGAAGUUGCGCUAGGAGAGAAUUGUGCUACCAAGCCCAACUCAUGCUAUGCCCCUUUUCAGGAGAGGCCGUAUACACUUGGGCUUAGUGCUCCAUAUGUGCUGAUUAGCUAUUUGUAAUCCCAUAUGAAGUAUUUACUCUGUUUCCCUGUCUGUAAACCCGGUGUCUUCCACUAAUGAGAGCCUCGCUCUGCCUCUAGUCGCUGUGGUUGUGAGUUUCUCCCUUCUCAGGCACCCUUCACACAGAGUUUCUCUAUUUGUGGCACCUCCUGGUUGGUAAGUCAAUGUGAUGUAUUUUCCACGUCUGGCCUGCUCAGCUGUAAGUUUUUGUAAAAAAAACACAAACAAACAAAAAAAAAUGGCUGAAGCAACCUAUUCCCAUUAUAACUAUGGUCCUUACUGGCCCUUGUGGUACGAAGAACUACAGUAACUUACUUGGGGGCAUUGAAAAGGUUAGGAUGUGGCCUGAGUUCACUUGUUCUUAGACACGCAGUUGUCUUCUGACAUCUGCACUGUCAAACCUUGUGACAGAGUUCAGCUGGUUGUGGAAUUUAGCAUUGGGACCACUAGUGUCAAUACAUUGACACCAUGUUGUGUAAGUGACUGAUAGGGUACGUCUUGGUUACUAUUGUAAACUUUUUUCCCUGAUGGAGGGAACGAGAUAUUGUGACCCUCCUGCCACAACACUGAACUGCCUGAAAUGGUCUCGGCUCCUCAGCACGAACCUGAAUGAGUGGAGCAAGCCAUCUCCUUUUAUACCUGUAUUAAGAAUGUAUUGCAUGCAAAUUCAUUUACCAAUUAUCAGUCCUUUUCUAGAAUUUCAGAGGUUUUGGGGCUGCAAAGGGCUACCCCUAGAGUCACUACAUCGACACAAUGUCUUACGACGUCACUCAGCCUCUAGUGUAGACUUUAUGGUCCAAGAUCUUCUAAAACAGCUGGUGCAACUCCACCCAUUUUUUUUUUCCUUUUUUUUCUCAGAAAUCAGAUUAUUGAAGUUAAAUGGGCUGUGAACAGUAUUUCAUCUUGACUUUAAUGUUGGGUUGUCACAAACGGUAUUUGGUAUACAGAUCUAACCUGUCAAAAGAUCCGAACAAGAUCUGAAUUAGAAUCUGAACAAUCAGAUGACUUUUCUUGAAUGUUUUUUUGGAUUAUGUAAAGCAUCUAUUUGAAGUGCCACAGUGUUUUCAAGACUUUUUAAGAGGUUCGAAAUCUUAAGGUUUGUGAAACACGAAGGGGCAUUUGCAACACUCUUUUGAUAUUACAGAAACAAAAUGAACAUGAAGCCAUAUAGAUGGGUUGCUCAAGCCUGCGUGUGGACUUUUUCUGAAUGUAUGGGUGAAGUCAUUCUUGUGGGGCUGUAACAUUCACUAUUGACCACUCUGUAAUAAAGUCCUAAGGCUUUCAGUUUCUAUUAUGUCUAUCUAUAAAGCUGUAAAUGCCUCUGUAAUUUUCUCCCAUACUUUGGGAAACACCUCUUGCCAGCAAGCUCAUGCUAAUUAAAUGUGGUCUUUUCAUUCAAA